AUGGCCUCGCAACUGCUACCUCUCGAAUUUUCGGGAACUCUACUCGGAUUUGAUGAUUACGUUAAUAUGGUCCUUGAAGAUGUCACGGAGUUUGACUAUGCUGGAAACCAGGAGAAACUUCCCAAGAUCUUGCUCAAUGGUAACAACGUCUGCAUGCUAAUUCCGGGCGGCGAAGGGCCCAUUACCAGCUCUUGA
Molecule: messenger RNA, 195 nt
Organism: Talaromyces atroroseus
Lineage: Eukaryota; Fungi; Ascomycota; Eurotiomycetes; Eurotiales; Trichocomaceae
Product: U6 snRNA-associated Sm-like protein LSm5
Exons: 5
Coding region: 1-195 (64 amino acids)
Biological process (GO): mRNA splicing, via spliceosome
Cellular component (GO): U4/U6 x U5 tri-snRNP complex; Lsm1-7-Pat1 complex; U6 snRNP
Molecular function (GO): RNA binding
Source: RefSeq, a predicted model, not a curated record